Gossypium arboreum is the source of this 633-nucleotide messenger RNA. RefSeq lists its product as uncharacterized. The transcript has 3 exons. The coding region runs from base 1 to 633 and encodes 210 amino acids. The record is from RefSeq and is a predicted model, not a curated record. NCBI's taxonomy places the organism in Eukaryota, Viridiplantae, Streptophyta, Magnoliopsida, Malvales, Malvaceae.
AUGGUUACUCGUAGCAAGGCAGGGAUAUUUAAACCCAAAGUAUAUCUGAGUACAACACCUAAAGUGUCUGACCACAUACCUGCUGACAUUCAUGAAGCAAUGACCAAUGAGUCUUGGAAAGCUGCAGUUUUUAAUGAGUUACAUGCGCUUCUUCAAAAUCACACAUGGAGUCUCUGUUCAUUACCUGACAACAGAAGAGCAAUUGGCUGUAAGUGGUUAUUUAAAAUCAAGAAGAAGGCUGAUGGUUCCGUAGAUCGCUACAAAGCUCGCCUGGUUGCCAAAGGUUUCUCUCAGCAUGCUGGUAUCGAUUUUCAAGAUACCUUCAGCCCUGUUGUUCGGGCCACCACCAUUCGAACUAUUCUUACUAUUGCAGUCAUGAAAAGGUGGUCAUUGAGGCAAGUCGAUGUCAACAAUGCUUUCCUCAAUGGGGAGUUGGUUGAGGAGAUUUACAUGACUCAACCACAUGGGUUUGAAGCGUCCGGCCCGAAUGAUGACAUUGUUCUUACAGGUAGUUCUAAUGAGGAGAUUGAUAGCGUUGUCCAGCAACUUCAUCACAGGUGCGUCCGCUACACCAACUCCCAUGGUGAGCUUUCCCAAGUUAGUUGCUGCUGGCGACAGUCUCUCAUUUGCUGA